AUGGCGAGCGCAGAUGCGUUGAAAGCUGAGGGCAAUGCGCUAUUUGCUGCAAAGGACUUCCAAGGCGCUGCUGAGAAGUUCAGCGAAGCCAUUGGCGUCGACCCAUCAAACCACGUCCUCUACUCCAACCUUUCUGGCGCCUACGCUUCGCUCAAAGACUACCAAAAAGCGCUCGAGGCGGCCACCAAGACAACUGAGCUCAAGGCAGAUUGGUCCAAGGGCUGGGGACGAAAGGGUGCAGCUCUUCAUGGAACCGGUGACCUCAUUGGCGCCGUCGAGGCAUUCGAAGAGGCGCUGAAGCUAGACGCCAACAACGCACAAGCUAAGAGUGGACUCGCGGCUGUCAACCGCGCAAUCGAGCAAGAGGCUCGUGGCGAUGGCAUCGAUCCCAGCGGUGGCCUGGGCAACAUGUUCAACGAUCCGAAACUGAUUGAGAAGCUCGCGGCAAACCCAAAGACGAGUGGAUUACUAGCGGACGGUGAAUUCAUGCAAAAGCUACAAAACAUGAAGAACAACCCGCAGGCGAUGCAGCAGGACAUGUUCUCGGAUCCGCGCUUCCUACAGGUCAUGGGUGUACUGAUGGGUGUGGAUAUGAACUUUGCGGCGACGAAUGAUGCGGACGCUGCAGCAAAGAAGUUUCAGGCGGAGCACGAUGGGGAUGGAGAGGAUGUGGACAUGCCAGAUGCUGGUCGACCCAAGCCAACGGAGCAGAAGAAGGCACCUGAGCCCGAGCCAGAACCCGAACCCGAGGAUGAAGAGGCGAUUGUGAAGAAGCAGGCCAAGGCAGAGGCCGACAAGGAGAAGGCAUUGGGCACGGAGAACUACAAGAAGCGCAACUUUGACGAAGCGAUCGCACACUACACCAAGGCCUGGGAGACACACAAGGACAUCACCUAUCUCACCAACCUGUCCGCCGCACACUUCGAAAAGGGCGACUACGCUGCUUGCAUCGAGACCUGCAAGCAAGCUAUCGAGUACGGUCGUGAAGUCUAUGCCGAUUUCAAGCUCAUCGCCAAAGCAUUCGGCCGUAUGGGUUCCGCGUAUGAGAAGCAGGGAGACUACACCAACGCUGUCGAGUACUACAACCGCUCUCUGACCGAGCACCGCACACCCGAGAUUCUUGCCAAACUUCGUGCUGCUGAGAAGACCAAGAUCACAUCUGAGCGCGACGCCUAUAUUGACCCCGUAAAGGCUGAGGAGGCACGCGAGCUGGGUAACCAGAAGUUCAAGGAGCUCGACUGGCCUGCCGCGGUGGAUGCGUACACAGAGAUGACCAAGCGCGCACCCAACGACCCUCGCGGGUUCUCCAACCGCGCCGCCUGCCUCAUCAAGCUACUCACUCUCCCCUCCGCCGUUGCAGACUGCGACGAGGCGAUCAAGCGCGACAAGAACUUCAUCCGCGCCUACCUCCGCAAAGCACAAGCCCUCUUCCUGAUGAAGGAGUUCAACAAGUGUCUGGAUGUUUGUGCCGAAGCUUCCGAACACGACAUCGACGGUAAGAACGCCCGCGAGAUCGAGCAGCAGCAGCAAAAGGCCCUUCAAGCACAAUUCUCCGCCCGCGAAGGCGAGACGGACGAGCAGGCUCAGGAGCGCAUCCAGCGCGACCCGGAUAUCAUGGCUAUCUUGCAAGACCCUGUCAUGCAGAGCAUUCUGCAGCAGGCCAAGGGCGACCCCGCUGCUCUGCAGGAUCACAUGAAGAACCCGGCGAUUGCGAUGAAGGUGCAGAAGUUGAUGGCUGCGGGUGUCAUCCGUAUGGGUGGAAGAUAG
Ramularia collo-cygni is the source of this 1767-nucleotide messenger RNA. RefSeq names its product probable molecular co-chaperone STI1. The record is from RefSeq and is a predicted model, not a curated record. The coding region runs from base 1 to 1767 and encodes 588 amino acids. The transcript has 2 exons. Lineage: Eukaryota; Fungi; Ascomycota; Dothideomycetes; Mycosphaerellales; Mycosphaerellaceae. Gene Ontology annotation, molecular function: Hsp90 protein binding.